AUGGCCGAAUCACCUGGGGCCAAGCCACCGCAGGAGGCCAAGCCGGCUGUGGCCAAGCCACCGGAGGCGAAGACGGAUGUGACCAAGACGCCUAUGGCCAAACCACCUGGGGCGAAACUAGCUGCGACAGAGCCAUCACUGGGCACUCCCGCUAUUUCAGAGCACGACCCAAAUGCAUCCGGCCCAAAUGCCUGCGACCCAAUCAACACCAGCACCGUCAGCACCAGCGCCGUCAGCCGUGGUCAAGCCCUCCGUGGUGAAGCCCUCGGCUGCCCCAUCUACCGUGGUGAAGCCUUCGGCUCCCCGAUCUACCGUGGUCGAGCCCUCGGCUGCCCCAUCUACCAUGGUGAAGCCUUCGGCUGCCCCAUCUACCGUGGUCGAGCCCCCGACUGCCCCAUCUACCGUGGUCAAGCCCCCGGCUGCGAAGCCCCUGGUUGCGAAGCCCCUGGUUGCGAAGCCCCUGGUUGCGAAGCCCCUGGUAGCGAAGCCCCCGGUUGCGAACCCCCUGGUUGCUGA
Molecule: messenger RNA, 516 nt
Organism: Gregarina niphandrodes
Lineage: Eukaryota; Apicomplexa; Conoidasida; Eugregarinorida; Gregarinidae
Exons: 2
Coding region: 1-516 (171 amino acids)
Source: RefSeq, a predicted model, not a curated record